Messenger RNA from Galendromus occidentalis (western predatory mite), 995 nucleotides. Its product is annotated as coiled-coil domain-containing protein 43. The transcript has 6 exons. The coding region runs from base 154 to 882 and encodes 242 amino acids. The record is from RefSeq and is a predicted model, not a curated record. Lineage: Eukaryota; Metazoa; Arthropoda; Arachnida; Mesostigmata; Phytoseiidae.
ACCUACCGAAAAAAAACAAGCGACGGACGAUAUACAUGAAGGCUCGGUGGUGGGGAUUUCCUUCUGAAAGGGCUCAUAAGGGCGGUAGGAACUCGAAACCUUGUCCAUUACGUCAGGGAGCGGGCUGCUAGUCGCCCUCCGAAGGAGCAGAAAAUGUCUAAUUUCGAAUGCUGGUUGAGCGAUCGACUGGAUGCUCUGAGAGUCGACUCCGAAGUCUUCAGCAGCUACAUACAAGGGAUCCUUGAAGGAGAUGAGAAACACGAUGAGAAAACUGAGUCGAUCCAAGACAUACUCGAGAGUGCCUCCACGGAGAGCGUUGACAUAGCUGGAGUCACGCAGGAGAUUAUCCGCAUGUACAACGAACAAUCAGGUCUCGAAAGCUCGAUCGGAACUUCACAAGCUCUGGACGCAGCCACCGAGGACGGUCAAGAAGGUACUUUCGAAGACAAAGUGCGAACGAUUUUUUCAAAGCAAAACGCGAAAGCGAGCGAGUCAGCCAAUAAGCGGAAGGCGUCUAGCACUGAGGAAAGGGAGAAAUUGAGAUCCUCGAUAUUGAGUCAGUACGCUGAGGUUGAAGUGGCGAGCGCUGAAAAUGCAGAAGAAGACAUAAUCAAAGCCUCAGCGGGUCAGCUCGCGACUCCGGCAUUGAACCCCAAAGACAAACGGAAGAACCCUCCAUCGAGUUCAGACCCCCUGCUCAUGAAGAACACGAAUGCUCAACAGGUUCUGGAUGCGGAGAAGUUGAAAAGAGAGAGAAGCAAGCAAGAAUCCGAAGCCAAGAAAGUAAAAGACAAAACGGAUCGUGAGAAUCAAAAGAAGAAAGAAGCCGAGCGGAGAGAGAAAGAGAAGCAACGCACGCAGAAAGGAGAGCGCAGAAGAUAAUCGCAAGAGAUUGGAACCGCGCCAUUCCUGGCCCCCUUGGGCACGAUUUAGUGAGAUGACUUCUUCGGAAGGGGGGAGUUUUGAGUUUGGAAUAAAUACAUAAUUUAUUGAAA